AUGGCGCCUGAUCCAUCACCGGACGACACCCUUGGGAACAGUUUAAUUCCUAUUGUCAACAAGUUGCAAGACAUCUUCACUCAAGUGACGGUGGACCUGAAACUCGACCUGCCGCAAGUUGCUGUGGUGGGCAGCCAAAGCAGCGGGAAAAGCAGCGUUCUGGAGGCCCUGGUCGGCCGGGACUUUCUCCCCCGUGGAAAUGACAUCGUCACGCGACGGCCGCUGCUUUUGCAGCUCAUCAAGACCGCUCCAGGCCCCUCCGGUCGGCCGUCCGAGUGGGGCGAGUUCCUCCACGCCCCUGGAAAGAUGUUUUAUGACUUCGACCGCAUCAGGCAGGAGAUCCAGCAGGAGACGGACAGGCUGGUGGGAGCCAACAAGAACGUGUCCGACAAACCCAUUCGCCUCAAAAUUUUCAGCCCGCGCGUCCUCACCAUGACAUUGGUAGACUUGCCGGGCUUGACACGCAUUCCAGUGGGCGACCAGCCAGGGGACAUUGAAGCGCGCAUUCGGGAGAUGGCGCUCGAGUAUGUCCGACGACCCAACUGCGUCAUCCUGGCCGUCUCUCCUGCCAAUGUCGAUCUGGCCACGUCGGAUGCUCUGCAGCUGGCGCAAGUGGCAGAUCCUGAAGGAGUGCGGACCAUUGGUGUUCUUACCAAGCUGGAUAUCAUGGAUCGAGGCACCGACGCCGCGCACAUCCUUCGCAACGCGCACAUUCCCCUGCGGUUGGGCUACAUCGGAGUGGUGCUCCGGGCGCAGGCGGAUAUUGCCGCGGGGCUGCCCAUGCCCGAGUGCAGGAAGCGCGAGGAGGCUUUCUUCGCGUCCCAUCCUGAGUACCGCGACGUGGCGGCGCACUGUGGUGUGGGUAACCUGGCGCGUCGCCUGAACGUCAUCCUGAUCGAGCACAUCCGGGGGCUGCUGCCGGGGCUGCGUCGCCGCAUACAUGAGGCGCUUGAGGCUCGGCUAGGGGAGCUGCGGACGCUCGGGGAUCCGGAGCCUGUGCAGAGCAGGAGUGCCAAGGGCGCGUACCUGCUGCAGCUUCUGUGCGACUAUGCCGAGCGCUAUGCCGCUAUGCUUGACGGCCGUCAUCUGGAUCUCAACAUGGCCCAACAGCUCAGCGGAGGAGCGCGCGUGCGGGCAGUGUUCACGGAGCAGUUCCUGCCGGCGCUGGACGCGGAGGUCUCGACCGUCAUUCGCAACGGGGCGGGCGUGUCGGGCAGCCUCAUGGUGCCGCAGGAGCCAUUUGAGCUGCUUGCGCGACGGGCGGUGCAGCAGCUCAUGGGGCCGUCGCUGUCCUGCAAGGAACGGGUUCACGAGGAGCUAGUGCGCAUUGCAGAGGCGGCCUGCCCGCUGGAGACGUCCCGGUUCCCUCAGCUUCAACGGCACUUGGCUCACGCGGUCGUGGACUUCAUUCGAUCGGGAGCUGCCCCCGCGGAGGCCAUGAUCCGCUCGCUGGUGGAGUGCGAGUGCGACUACAUCAACUGCGACCACCCGGAUUUUAUUGGCGGGCGCGGAGCAAUCCGGGCGGUGCUGCAGGAUCGCGCCGCUCGCCAGGCUGCCAGCUCCGGGCAGCGCAAGGAGGCGGCCGAGGGAUCGGGACCGGCCGCAGCCGGCGCCGCGGGCGGGGCCGUGUCUGGCAUCCUGCCACGCAAGGCCCUGACGGCGCUGGAAAACGGCAACCGGCUGACCUCGCCGGCGAUAGGGCUCAAGGGACUGCCGGAUCCAGGCAACUCAUUGGAUGAUAUGCUGUUGCCCACGGUCGGCCGGCGGCGUCGCAGCGAGAGCGAGUCGGACAUCGUCGCCAUGGGCGCCGGAGGCAGCGGCUCAUCCGCUGCAGCCGCCGGCACCCUAUCAUCGGGCUGGUUCAGUUGGCUGCUCCGAGACCGGCCGGAAAGCGGCAUCGGCGCGCACGCGGGUGGGAGUGCUUCAGGGAUGGGUGGCGUCGGCGGUGGUGGAGCUGGCGGCGUCGGCGGAGGCGGGUCUGCAAUGGUGAUGGGCAUGGGGCGCGGUGGCGACGAGGGUCUGGCUGUAGCGGCGGCGGCGGCGGGCGGGAGCUUAGGACCGCUGCCUGCCUUGCUGGCGAGACAGCUGGCGGGUGGGUCGGGCCGCUCCCGGCUUACGGACAGUGAAUUGGCCGAGGUGGAGGUAGUGCGGCGGCUGGUGGAUUCCUACUUUGCCAUCUCGCGGAAGAACUUAUCGGACCUGGUCCCCAAGACCAUCAUGCACUUCAUGGUACACUAUACGAAGCGCGGUCUUCAGCAGCAUCUCAUCAAGGCGCUCUACAGGGAUGACCUGCUUGACUCGGUGCUGACCGAGGCCGACGAUGUAGUGGCACGGCGUUCUGCGGCCAAGGAGGCAGUAGCGGUGCUGCGGGCGGCAGUGGCGGCGUUAGAGGAGGUGCCAAACGAAAUGCUGAUGGGCGCAGGCGGCCAUGGCACCUCCAAUGGUCCCUCCGCUGCCGCCGGCAGCGGCAGCGGAGGGCUGAGUGCCAACCCGUUCACGGCGGCCGUGGCGGCGGCGGCAGACGCUGCCGUCGCUGCUGCCGCCAGCACGCAUUCCGAGGGCAUGCCGGGCUACCUUCUUGGGAACGGUGUCGGCGUGAUGGGCACGGGGCACGGGUCGCUACCGCCGGUGCCGUACACUGGCGGCUUUGGGAGCCCAGGGUACGGCGGUGACGGCAUCGAUCGUAGCCAGUCGAUGGUAGCGGCUGCGCACAUGGCGGUUGUGGCUACCUCCCAGCUUCAGCCAACAGCGCUGCGGACGCUCGAGGGCUUGUAA
Molecule: messenger RNA, 2775 nt
Organism: Volvox carteri f. nagariensis
Lineage: Eukaryota; Viridiplantae; Chlorophyta; Chlorophyceae; Chlamydomonadales; Volvocaceae
Gene: drp3
Product: dynamin-related GTPase
Exons: 17
Coding region: 1-2775 (924 amino acids)
Cellular component (GO): cytoplasm; membrane; microtubule
Molecular function (GO): GTP binding; microtubule binding; GTPase activity
Source: RefSeq, a predicted model, not a curated record